ACCUUCAUCCAAUGGCCAAGAACGUUUUUUGGGUAGGUACCAAAGUGGUACCGUAGAAAUUUCCUGAACCCAGAAAUUGCAUCUAGGCAAAUACAAACCAGUGUGCUGCAGCUUAGUGGUGUCAUUCUGUAUUCUGGUUACAGAUAUGGCGGACGCACUCCUCUCGGCUUCGCUUCAACUUCUAUUCGACAGAUUGGCUUCUCCGGCGUUCAUAAACUUCCUUGGGCGACAGAAUCACAUCGAUGAACUCCUCAGCGAGUUGAAGAGGAAAUUGCUGGUUGUCCACAAAGUGCUCGAUGAUGCGGAGGUGAAGCAAUUUUCAAACCCAAAUGUCAAAAAUUGGUUGGUCCAUGUCAAGGAUGUUGUGUAUGAUGCGGAAGACCUAUUAGACGAGAUCGCUACCGACGCUUUGCGGUGCAAGGUGGAAGCUGCUGACUCCCAAAUCGGCGGGACUCAUAAGGCGUGGAAAUGGAACAAGUUCUCUGCUUGGGUUAAGGCUCCAUUUGCUACUCAAAGCAUGGAGUCCAGGGUGAAUGGGAUGAUUGAGAAACUUGUGUCUAUUGCUCAAGAAAAAGUUGGGCUCGGGCUGAAAGAAGGUGGGGGCGAGAAACUGUCACCAAGAUCAUCAAUAUCCACUUCGUUGGAGGAUGAGUCCCUUGUUUUCGGCAGGGAUGAAAUUCAGAAGGAGAUGGCUGACUGGUUGCUUUCUGAUAAUGCAACAGGCGACAACAUGGAAGUGAUGUCCAUAGUCGGCAUGGGCGGCAGCGGCAAGACCACUCUUGCUCGGCUUCUCUAUAACGAUGACCGAGUGAAAGAACACUUCCACUUGAAAGCAUGGGUCUGUGUUUCCACUGAGUUUCUUCUUAUCAAGGUCACCAAAUCAUUUCUGGAGGAAAUCGGUUCUAAAACUGAUUCUGACAAUCUAAAUAAGCUUCAGCUUGAACUCAAAGACCAACUUAGUAACAAGAAAUUUCUGCUUGUUCUUGACGACGUCUGGGAUUUGAAACCUCGUGAUUGGGAAGGUUGGGAUAUGGAGCCUAGUGAUGGUGAAGGUUGGGAUAGGCUACGAACUCCACUCCUUGCUGCAGCACAGGGAAGCAAGAUUGUUGUGACCAGUCGUAAUGAAUCUAUUGCAACAACUAUGCGUGCAGUCCAGACUCGUCAUCUGGGACAAUUAAGCCCUCAAAAUUGUUGGAGGCUAUUUGAAAAGCUUGCAUUUGAGGACAGAGACUCCAACGCAUUCCUUGAGCUUGAACCCAUAGGCAGACAGAUUGUGGACAAGUGCCAAGGAUUGCCUUUAGCUGUAAAAGCACUCGGCCGUCUCUUGCACUCUAAGGUCGAAAAAAGGGAAUGGGAGAAUGUCUUGAACAGUGAAAUAUGGCAUCUGCGGAGUGGUCCUGAAAUUCUUCCAUCUUUGAGAUUGAGCUAUCAUCAUCUUUCUCUACCUCUAAAGCAUUGUUUUGCAUAUUGUUCAAUUUUUCCCCGGAACCAUGAAUUCGACAAAGAGAAGCUGAUUUUAUUAUGGAUGGCAGAAGGUCUUCUGCAUCCACAACUAAGCGACAGAAGGAGAAUGGAAGAGAUAGGUGAGUCGUAUUUUGAUGAGCUUCUUGCAAAGUCAUUCUUUCAAAAAUCUAUUAGAAAAAAAGGAUCAUGCUUUGUAAUGCAUGAUCUAAUACAUGAAUUGGCUCAACACGUGUCUGGAGAUUUUUGUGCUCGAGUGGAAGAUGAUGAUAAGGUACCAAAAGUAUCUGAGAAGACUCGUCACUUUUUGUACUUCAAAACUGAUUAUGACCAAAUGGUUGCAUUUAAAAAGUUUGAGGCUAUUACUAAAGCUCAAUCUCUUCACACAUUCUUAGACGUGAAGCCAUCACAAUACGAGCCUUCUUAUAUUUUGAGUAAAAGAGUUUUGCAAGAUAUAUUGCCAAAAAUGAGGUGUCUACCGUGUUGUCGUUGCGAGAAUAUAAAAUAAUCGAUUUGCCUAAAUCGAUAGGCAAUUUGAAACAUUUACGUUACUUGGAUCUAUCUUUCACAAUGAUUCAAAAAUUACCUGAAUCAGUAUGCUAUUUGUGCAAUUUACAAACAAUGAUACUAAGAAGGUGUUCAUGUCUUAAUGAAUUACCUUCAAGGAUGGGGAAGUUGAUUAAUUUGCGUCAUCUUGAUAUUUUUGGAUGUGAUUCAUUGAAAGAAAUGUCCAAUCAUGGUAUUGGUCAAUUAAAAAGUUUACAAAGGUUGACUUAUUUUAUUGUGGGCCAAAAGAGUGGAUUAAAAAUCGGAGAAUUAAGGGAGCUUCCAGAGAUUCGAGGAGCACUUUAUAUUUCAAACAUGAAGAACGUUGUGAGUGUUAAUGAUGCAUUACAGGCUAAUAUGAAGGAUAAGAGUUAUCUUGAUGAGUUAAUCUUGGAUUGGGAUGACAGGUGUACUGAUGGUGUUAUACAAAGUGGUUCAACAAUACAUGAUAUACUCAACAAGUUACUACCUCAUCCAAAUUUAAAACAGCUCUCGAUCAGAAACUAUCCUGGUGUAAGAUUUCCAAAUUGGCUUGGAAAUCCUUUAGUCUUGAAUCUCGUGUCCCUUGAGCUUCGGGGUUGUGGCAAUUGCUCAACAUUGCCACCACUUGGGCAGCUAACCCAUCUUAAAUAUCUACAAAUUUCAAGAAUGAAUGGAGUAGAGUGUGUGGGUAGUGAGUUUCAUGGGAAUGCUUCCUUUCAAUCCCUAGAAACACUAUCAUUUGAGGAUAUGCUGAAUUGGGAGAAAUGGUUAUGUUGUGAAGAAUUCCCUCAUCUCCGGAAGCUUUCUAUGCGAUGUUGUCCCAAACUCACUGGGAAAUUACCAGAACAGCUUCUUUCAUUGGAGGAACUUCAAAUUUAUAAUUGUCCGCAGCUACUUAUGACUUCGCUCACAGUUCUUGCCAUCCGUGAAUUGAAGAUGGUGAAUUUUGGUAAAUUGCAGUUGCAAAUGGUAGCUUGUGACUUCAUAGCUCUUCAAACUUCAGAAAUUGAAAUUUUAGACGUGUCUCAGUGGAAGCAACUUCCAGUGGCACCACACCAGCUCUCAAUCAGAAAAUGUGAUUAUGUGGAGUCUCUACUAGAGGAGGAAAUCUUGCAAAGCAACAUUUAUGAUCUGAAAAUCUAUGAUUGUAGUUUUUCUAGAUCCCUGCACAUAGUUGGUUUACCCACUACAUUGAGAUCACUAUCAAUCUCUCAAUGUUCCAAACUAGAGUUUCUCCUACCUGAGUUGUUCAGAUGUCAUCUCCCAGCCCUUCAAAGGCUGAGGAUCUUUGGUGGUGUUAUCGAUGAUUCUCUCUCGUUAUCCUUCUCAUUAGACAUCUUCCCUGAGUUGACUCAUUUCGCAAUCAAUGGUCUUAAGGGGCUUAGGAAGCUGUUCAUCUCGAUUUCAGAGGGGGAUCCCACAUCUUUAUGUGUCUUGGGAAUCCAUAUCCAGGAGUGCCCUAAUCUUGAAUCUAUCGAAUUGCCUGGUAUCAAAUUGGAGUAUUGUUGGAUCUCUAGUUGCUCCAAGCUUAGGUCUUUGGCAGCAAUGCACUCAUCUAUACAGGAGUUGUGUUUAUGGGAUUGUCCAGAAUUGUUGUUUCAGAGAGAGGGUGUGCCUUCCAAUCUAAGUGAACUUGUGAUUGGGAACUGCAACCAACUCAUGCCCCAGAUGGAGUGGGGUUUGCAAAGGCUGACCUCUCUUACACGUUUAAGAAUGGAAGGUAGUUGUGCAGACUUUGAAUUAUUUCCCAAGGAGUGUCUGUUGCCCUAUUCUCUAACUUGUCUUGAAAUUGUAGAGCUUCCCAAUCUCAAGUCUCUUGACAAUUGGGGGCUUCAACAACUCACCUCUCUUCUAGAAUUAGGGAUCAUAAACUGCCCAGAGCUCCAGUUCUCAACAGGAUCUGUUCUUCAACACCUUAUCUCUCUCAAAGAAUUACGAAUUGAUGGAUGCCCAAGGCUCCAAUCCUUGACAGAAGUGGGUCUUCAACAACUCACCUCUCUUGAAAGAUUGUAUAUCCACAACUGCCAUGAGCUCCAGUACUUGACAGAAGUGGGUCUCCAACACCUCACCUCUCUUGAAACAUUGUAUAUCAACAAUUGCCCUAAGCUCCAACACUUGACAAAACAGAGACUACAAGAUUCCCGGGGUCUUCAACACCUCAUCUCUCUCAAAUAUUUGGGAGUGGAGAACUGCCCAAUGCUCCAAUCCUUGAAAAAAGACGGUCUUCAACACCUCACCUCUCUUAAAGCAUUGGAUAUCAGAAACUGCCGUAAGCUCAAAUGCUUGACAAAAGAGAAGCUUCCAGACUCCCUCUCUUAUCUGAUUGUUAGGGAGUGUCCUUUACUGGAAAAACGGUGUCAAUUUGAGAAAGGGGAAGAAUGGUGUUUUAUAGCACACAUUCCAGAAAUAGUGAUCAAACAUGUGCUAUUUUAAUGGAAGUGGCACUCCACCAAUGUACAGUCAGGUGACUUUUCCAAGGAAGUGGAAUCUGAAGGAAGGUUAGAUUGUUCUGAUUUUGGGAGGGUUUUGCCUGUGGAGGAAGGGAGAGAUUCCUGGGUGCUGAACAGUUGAUGCACAUUGCUCUGUUCAAGAUGAAUAAGAAACUCAGAGGCACAAGGAUCAGUCUCAGCCAUGUCAAAAGCAAAAGGAAAAGCUGAAGCUGAAGAUAUCAUGUAUAAAAACAGAGGAAUUUCCAUUGAAGAAGACAACAUCAGAAAGUACACUGCACCUGCAUAUAGAGCUGCUGAGAUGUGGGGAUUUGUUCAGGAGGGAACCUAUAAAUGAGAAGGUAGACGUUUGGCACAGAGAAAAGAUUGAAGCAACAGGCUGGGAACUUCAGUAAAGAAAAUCCAAUUCCUCUGGCCCAGACUCUAAUCCAUGGCAGGCUUUCUCUGAGGUAGGUGCCCAGACAACAAUAGCGAGUCUGUUGGGUUUAGAAAUGGUCAUCACAACAAACCAGCCACAGAAGCAACUUCUGGCCCUGAAACUUGGGAUUUUGGAACAGAGAGUUUUUACAGCCACCCCUGCUGCCAGCUCUAACAUUUCCAGACCCCCCAUUGGAGGCAAUAAUGCCCAGCUGUUUGGUGACAAAGAAGAUUGAGGGCAAGCUGGCUACUCAACCUGCUGGAUGGGCCGGUUUCUAACUUAUUUG
Messenger RNA from Vitis vinifera (wine grape), 5140 nucleotides. RefSeq names its product putative disease resistance RPP13-like protein 1. Gene Ontology annotation, biological process: defense response to other organism. NCBI's taxonomy places the organism in Eukaryota, Viridiplantae, Streptophyta, Magnoliopsida, Vitales, Vitaceae. The record is from RefSeq and is a predicted model, not a curated record. The transcript has 5 exons. The coding region runs from base 146 to 1969 and encodes 607 amino acids. Gene Ontology annotation, molecular function: ADP binding.